AUGAUUCGUUUGUGUACAACACCACUUUGGGAUAAACAUAUAACUAAUUCACCGUAUCCAUAUUUAACUGAAUGUUUUCGAAAUACGGUCCUACAAUGGAUACCUAUAGGUAUCUUUUGGUUGGUUUUACCAUUAUGGCUUUAUAUGUUAAUCAGACAACGAAUAAAAUCACAGACAAUUUCAAUUUCUGCUCUAUUCAUCACUAAAAUGAUUCUCACCAUUCUAUUUCUUCUUAUUCAAAUCCUUCGCAUUAUUCACUAUGCAGUAUUGUCAACAGAACAAAAUGAUCAAGCUAUUUUGCUUACUUCAAUUCUGUAUAUAAUCACAUCAAUAACUAUUCUUUGGUUAAUGAAUUAUGAUCGAUUGAAAAGUGUAUAUUCAUCGGGUUUACUCUUUGUUUUUUGGUUAGUAGUAUCUCUUGUCAUUGUGCCAAAUGUCAUUGUCUAUUCUGUUAAUUUUCAACAACAAAUCAAAUCAACGAAAUUAUGGACAGAAGCUGCUUGUAUUUGGCUUCAUUUUAUCGUUGCAUUAGGAUCAUUUAUUGCUAAUUGCUUCGCUGAAAAAUAUAUUCCUAUUGAAACAAUAUCUGACGAAAGGCCCAUUGUUCCUGAAGUGUAUGUUAGUUUUCCAUCACGAAUCUUUUGUACAUGGGUAACAUCAUUAAUUCUUCGAGGUUAUAAAAAGCCACUGACAGAAAAUGAUUGUUGGCAAUUACCAAUAUCUGAACGAACUGUUACUGUUGCCCAUCAAGUACAAAAUUGUAUGAAAGGGAUAAAUACUCGAACAACAAAUAUUUCAUAUGAAAAUAUAUCUAUUGCAAAUCCAACUGAAGAUGGGAAUCGAAAUUCACUUAAUGAUUUGCCAUUGAUCGAUAUAAAGAAGCCAUUAUCAAAAUAUCAGAAGAAAACUAUUUUUUGGCAUGCUCUCUUUGGUGCAUUUAUUGAUAAGAUUAUCGCUGGUGGUCUUAUAAAAUUUGUUCAUGAUCUAUUUCAAUUGACAGGUCCUUUGAUUUUAAAACUUUUUCUAAAUUAUUUUACUGAUCCAACGAAACCAAAAUGGUUAGGUAUUUUUUAUGCUAUAUUAUUAAGUACAAUUGUUUUUUGUCAAGUAAUAUUCUUACGAGCUUAUUUUCAUUGUCAAUUUCUUGUUGGACUUCGAUUUCGUUCAGCAAUUAUUGGACUUGUAUAUCGCAAGAGUUUAAAAUUAUCAAAUUCAUCCAAGCAUGAAACAACUACUGGCGAAAUGAUUAAUCUAAUGGCAAUUGAUGCUUCACAUUUUGGUGAAAUCACUACACAACUUCAUAUGUUAUGGUCAGGUCCAUUCCAGAUUACUAUUAUACUUGUUUUACUCUAUCAACAAAUGCAAUUAGCAAUAAUACCCGGUGUAGCAUUAUUACUUUUAAUGAUUCCGAUUAAUUUAUUUCUACAAAGAAUUCAGAAAAAACUUACGUCUAAACAAUUGACAGUUAAAGAUGAACGAAUUAAAAUGAUGAAUGAAAUCCUCAAUGGAAUUAGAGUUUUAAAAUUAUAUGCAUGGGAAAUGGCAUUUAUUCGUUCAAUUACUCGUAUUCGAGAAAAAGAACUCGGAUAUAUACGUCAAAAAGCUAUUAUUGGUGCUAUUUCAAGUAUUCUUUGGACAUUUACACCAAUUUUAGUUGGCAUAACUAUAUUUGCCACAUAUGUUCUUUUAUCGGAUUCGAAUAUUUUAACUGCUGACAAAGCAUUUGUAUCAUUAGCAUUAUUCAAUCUACUUCGCGGUCCACUUGUUUCAUUUCCAAAUAUGAUUAACAGCAUUGUCGACGCAUGUGUAUCAAGCAACCGAAUUGGAAAAUUUUUAAACAAUGAUGAAAUUGAUAAAUAUGCUGUUGAUAGAGUACCUAUUGAAUUAUUACAUGGAAAUUCUGUUAAUAUUGAAAAUGGAUCUUUUCGUUGGUCAAAUCUUUUUGAUGAUCCUUUAAUUUUAAAAAAUAUAAAUCUACAAAUUUCUCAAGGUUCACUUGUUGCACUUGUUGGUAUGGUAGGAUCUGGUAAAAGUAGUAUAUUAGCAACACUUCUUGGAGAAAUGAUUAAAGUUAAUGGACGUGUUAGUAUAAGUGGAAAGAUUGCUUAUGUUCCACAGACAGCAUGGAUUAUGAAUACAACAUUAAAAGAAAAUAUUCUUUUUGGAAGAGAUUUUGAUGAGAAAUUAUAUGAUCAAGUCAUUGAAGCAUGUGCUUUAGAACAAGAUCUUGUUAUGCUUCCAUCAAAAGAUCAAACAGAAAUUGGUGAAAAGGUAUAAUAUACUAAAAUAAUUUGAAUUAUUAAUAAAGAGACUCACCGUCACAAAGUCAAUUUUUCGAAGGAAAAUAGAAAUCAAAUUUUUAUUAUAGGAAGAUGCACUAGAAUCUUAUCUUCUAGAAUGUAUAUCACUUUUUUGCAAAACCAACAGAUUCUGAUGGACUUAUUGGAACGAACUUGGACCAUAUUCUCAUGUUUUUCAAAGACUGCUUUUGCUCUAGCAUCGAUUAAGGCGUUUUUUUUAAAAAUACUAAUCAUCAAGAGCCUGUUAACAGUUAAGAUAAAGAUCACAUACAGGAUGAUCCAAAAGUCUUGGUACCUCUCAGAAAAAUUGUUUGUUCU
Molecule: messenger RNA, 2618 nt
Organism: Rotaria sordida
Lineage: Eukaryota; Metazoa; Rotifera; Eurotatoria; Philodinida; Philodinidae
Source: the annotation of a GenBank genome assembly